This is a messenger RNA of Parasteatoda tepidariorum (common house spider), 678 nucleotides long. Lineage: Eukaryota; Metazoa; Arthropoda; Arachnida; Araneae; Theridiidae. The record is from RefSeq and is a predicted model, not a curated record.
AUGGUUCUAUUCAUAAAUUCCAUCCGCUAUUAUGUGGAAAGAUUCUAUCAUCUUUUUAGACAUACUCUUAGAUAUAUUAGAGAUACCUUUUGUAGAUUCAUUAGAUAUGUAAGAAAUUAUUUGAUUAAAACCUCUCCGGAAAGGGAUGAGUUAAUGAAGGAUUUUCAAGAAUCUGCAUUGGUGUUCGAAGAAUCCUAUGAAUCAUCGGGUACUCAAACAGAAUCUCAAGCCUAUGUUUCAGCAACUACUCAAUCGGAGCUUAUGACCUCUGAGUCAUCAACUACUCAAACAGAAUCCCAAGUCUAUGAUUCAGCAACUACUCAAACAAAACCUAGGACAUAUAAUCCAGCAAUUACUCAAACAUAUUCCCAAACUUACCAUUCGACUGACACACAAACAGAGCAUUCUUCUGAUGCAUAUUAUUCUGCUAAUAGUCAACCAGAACAUUCCUCUGAAGCUUACUAUUCUGCCAAUAUUCAACCAGAACAUUCUUCUGAAGCAUACUAUUCUGCUAAUAGUCAACCAGAACAUUCUUCUGAAGCUUACUAUUUUGCUAAUAGUCAACCAGAACAUUCAUCUGAAGCAUACUAUUCUGCUAAUAGUCAACCAGAACAUUCAUCUGAAGCAUACUAUUCUGAGUCUAGUAGUUUGUUUACUAAUUUGGGAAGUAGAAAAUGA